CGUGACGCGUCAGGGAAGGAAACGCCGGCGGCCCUGUGGGGAAAGAGGAAGCGAGAGUGCGCUCGGCUCCGCGCCCGCCGCGCCGGGAGGCUGCCCUGUGGGGCCGGGUCACAUGAUGGAAGUUGAACAUUCCCUCAAGAGGUUUUAUGUUUUGGAUUAGUUGUUUGUCCUCUGCUGACCAUUUCUUUGGACUCACUUUUGGUGUUAAAUGCAAAGAGUAUAUACCAUGGACUACAAGGAAAGCUGCCCAAGUGUAAGCAUUCCCAGCUCUGAUGAACACAGAGAGAAAAAGAAGAGAUUUACUGUUUAUAAAGUGCUGGUCUCAGUGGGCAGGAGUGAGUGGUUUGUCUUCAGGAGAUACGCAGAGUUUGAUAAACUUUACAACACUUUAAAGAAACAAUUUCCUGCUAUGGCCCUGAAAAUUCCUGCCAAGAGAAUAUUUGGGGAUAAUUUUGAUCCAGAUUUUAUUAAACAAAGAAGAGCAGGACUGAAUGAAUUCAUUCAGAACUUAGUCAGGCAUCCAGAGCUUUACAACCAUCCAGAUGUCAGAGCAUUCCUUCUAAUGGACAGUCCGAAGCAUCAGUCAGAUCCGUCUGAAGAUGAGGAUGAAAGAAGUACUCAGAAGGGACUACACUCUACCUCACCGAACAUCAACCUGGGACCGUCUGGAAAUCCUCAUGCUAAGCCGACUGACUUUGAUUUUUUAAAAGUUAUUGGGAAAGGCAGCUUUGGCAAGGUUCUUCUUGCAAAACGAAAACUGGAUGGAAAAUUUUAUGCUGUCAAGGUAUUACAGAAAAAAAUAGUUCUCAACAGAAAAGAGCAAAAGCAUAUUAUGGCUGAACGAAAUGUGCUCUUGAAAAAUGUGAAGCAUCCAUUUUUGGUUGGAUUACAUUAUUCCUUCCAAACAACUGAAAAGCUUUAUUUUGUUCUGGAUUUUAUUAAUGGAGGGGAGCUGUUUUUUCACUUACAAAGAGAACGGUCCUUUCCGGAACACAGGGCAAGGUUUUAUGCUGCUGAAAUUGCCAGUGCAUUGGGUUAUUUGCACUCCAUCAAAAUAGUGUACAGAGACUUGAAACCAGAAAAUAUUCUUUUGGAUUCAGUAGGACAUGUUGUCUUAACAGAUUUUGGGCUUUGUAAAGAAGGAAUUGCUAUUUCUGAUACCACCACAACCUUCUGUGGGACACCAGAGUAUCUCGCACCCGAAGUAAUCAGGAAACAGCCAUAUGACAACACUGUAGAUUGGUGGUGCCUGGGCGCUGUCCUUUAUGAAAUGCUGUAUGGAUUGCCUCCUUUUUAUUGCCGAGAUGUUGCUGAAAUGUAUGAUAAUAUUCUUCACAAGCCCCUAAGUUUGAGGCCAGGGGUGAGCCUCACAGCUUGGUCCAUUCUGGAAGAACUCCUAGAAAAAAACAGGCAAAAUCGACUCGGUGCCAAAGAAGACUUUCUUGAAAUUCAGAACCAUCCUUUUUUUGAAUCACUCAGCUGGACUGACCUGGUACAAAAGAAGAUUCCACCACCAUUCAAUCCUAAUGUGGCUGGACCCGAUGAUAUCAGGAACUUCGACACAGCAUUUACAGAAGAAACAGUUCCGUAUUCCGUGUGUGUGUCUUCUGACUAUUCUAUAGUGAACGCCAGCGUCUUGGAGGCAGAUGACGCAUUCGUUGGUUUCUCUUACGCACCUCCUUCGGAAGACCUGUUUUUGUGAACAGUUUGCCAUUCAAAACCAUUGAGCAAAUAUAAGCCUAUGGAUGGGACUGAAACUCCUUGUUGUGUGCAUAUAUUCAAAUAUGUAUAACUAGUGCCUCAUUUUUACAUGUAAUGUUGAAACUAUGAAAAGUGUAUUUUCUGCUGUAUGCAAGAAAAUAGGGCAUUUCAAAGAGCUACGUUUUGAAUUAAAAUUUGUAUUGUUUAUUAAGCUUAUUUUUGAACAGAAAUUUUAAAAACUUUUAUUCUUAGCAUUAACCUAUUUUUAAAGAAAAUUUUUUUGCUAUUGACUGUUUUUUUUCCCUCUGAGUUUACACUAACAUCUACCCAAGGCGGACUGUUUUUCAGCAGUCUGUUUCAGUUCAGUUAACAUACAUUAAUACCUUUAUAACUCUCUGCUAUGAGAACUAUGCAAUGGUACAUGGUUGUUUUAAAGAAACCAUAUCUUUCCAUGAUAAAUCAAUUUGAAAUAACUGAUUGUUGCCAGGAUUAAAGUAUAAAAGCAUAGUUAACACAUCGGCUGCUGGUUACACUGUUCAUUCCCCAGAUCAUUUUAAGAAGUAACAAAAGGAAGUUAGUCAUUUGCUUUGGAAAUACCAAUUCAAAAUUUGUGAAUUAUUUCUCCUCUAGAGGAGAAGAGUGUAGUGGUUAGAAAUUUUAAGUAUUUCCAAAGAUCUGAAAGGUAAUAAAGAACUGCUGAAUUUUUUUUAGGUGGUGCCAAAAAUGAAUGUCUCUAUGUCAUGUAUUUAUAUUGCAAAAUGUAUUCUAUUUAUGUUCUGUUUGAUCUUUUGAAUGUUUAAUAUACUGUUAAGUAAAUCUUGGUAUUUGCUUUUGCAAAUAGCUGUCUCAAAGCUAUUUUCUAAUUAAGUAAGAAGGGGAAAAACAAUACUGAGCUUUCAAGAGUGUUUACCUACUCUGGGUCAUUGUAAAUAAAUAAGGUUUUGCUAUAAUGUAACAAAAGUUAAAAAUAUUUCAGAUGCAUAUUCAAUAUCUUAUGUAUCUUAGACCAAGUAUAGAAACCGACCUUAAAAUCAUAUAUCAACUGAUCUGUGCACUUAAAAUAAUAAGGGAAUAACUACAGAAAAACUAAAAACAAAUGCAAGACUUGAAAUUCUUAGAGGAGAGGAUUUUGAAGUCUUGUGGGAAACAUUGUUAUGAAAGAGUUGAGUGACCCAGUUUAGAUUUGUCAAAAACAAUCAUCCAUUUCAGGUAUUCUCUUGAGAAAGAAAUCGCCAAAGCAUUUCCCACCAAUACCCUUUGGCUUAAAAAGGCUCAGCAGAAUUGGGGGGGAGGGAUGUGCUUUUAUUAGAUUGAUAAUAUUUACAUUCAGUACACUGAAUCUUCCUUAGGAGGUAAGACUUUAAUAUCUGCACUGUAAAUAUUUGGUUUAUUUGACACUACUGUAAGUUCUGCUUUUACACAAAAUUCUAUGGUUAUUAUAAAACAAAAUAAAAACUGUAGUUUCUUCUAUGGUUUUUUUUUUUUUUUUACUUAGCCACUCUGUAGUUGAACUGCCAAAAAUCAAAGUGCAAUAUUGUAUAUUUUUAAGAACCAACUAAAAACGGAAUUUUGAUGUUUUUAGGAUCAUAAGAAAUACAAAUCCAUAAGUCUAAUAAAAUUAGCAGAA
Lepus europaeus (European hare) is the source of this 3328-nucleotide messenger RNA. RefSeq names its product serum/glucocorticoid regulated kinase family member 3 (gene SGK3). Gene Ontology annotation, biological process: protein phosphorylation. Gene Ontology annotation, molecular function: protein serine/threonine kinase activity; phosphatidylinositol binding; ATP binding. NCBI's taxonomy places the organism in Eukaryota, Metazoa, Chordata, Mammalia, Lagomorpha, Leporidae. Bases 209 to 1702 code for a protein of 497 amino acids. The transcript is spliced from 17 exons. The record is from RefSeq and is a predicted model, not a curated record.